AUGGCAAAAGAUGAAAAUGGAAAUACUCCUCUCCAUAUCGCUGCAAAAUACGAACACACCCAAAAUAAUGAAAUAGAAUAUUUAAUAAAACAUGGCGCAAAUAUUAGUGCAAUAAAUAAAAAAGGAAACACUCCACUAAUUAUUCUCAUGAAGAGGAGGAAUGCAAAAAUCAAGGAAAUUGAGUAUCUAAUUGAUAAUGGAGCAGAUGUAAAAAUUGCUAAUAAAUCUGAAAAUACUCCUCUUCAUAUUGCAGCUAAAAAUAAGAGAAUAAAAAAGCUCAGUUUGAAAAAUUUAUUCCUCUUGGUUUAG
Messenger RNA from Trichomonas vaginalis G3, 309 nucleotides. RefSeq lists its product as uncharacterized. Gene Ontology annotation, molecular function: protein binding. The transcript has a single exon. NCBI's taxonomy places the organism in Eukaryota, Parabasalia, Trichomonadida, Trichomonadidae. The coding region runs from base 1 to 309 and encodes 102 amino acids. The record is from RefSeq and is a predicted model, not a curated record.